Molecule: messenger RNA, 990 nt
Organism: Plasmodium gallinaceum
Lineage: Eukaryota; Apicomplexa; Aconoidasida; Haemosporida; Plasmodiidae
Gene: RPB3
Product: DNA-directed RNA polymerase II subunit RPB3, putative
Exons: 1
Coding region: 1-990 (329 amino acids)
Biological process (GO): DNA-templated transcription
Cellular component (GO): RNA polymerase II, core complex
Molecular function (GO): protein dimerization activity; DNA binding; DNA-directed RNA polymerase activity
Source: RefSeq, a predicted model, not a curated record
AUGAUAGCUAGUAACGAUAUAUCUAACAAACACAAAAUAGAAAUAACAAAAUUAACAAAGGAUGAAAUGUCUUUUAUAUUAUAUAAUAGUAAUUCUGGUUUAGCAAAUGCAUUAAGAAGAAUUAUAUUAUCAGAAAUUCCAACAUUAGCCAUUGAUGUUGUUAAUGUUUAUGAAAAUACUAGUCCAUUUCAUGAUGAAUAUUUAGCUCAUAGAUUAGGUUUAAUACCAAUUGAUAGCAGAAAUGUAAACAAUUAUGAAUUUAGAGAAAAAUGCAAAUGUAAAGAGACUUGUUCUAAAUGUACUAUUCAAUAUGUAAUUGAAGUAAAAUGUAACAAUGCAAAUAAAAUUGAUAUAUCUCAUUAUGAUAUUGAAUCAUUAGACCAUGAGCCAAAUAUUCCUAUGCCUAUACCACAUGGUAAAAAAAAUACAAAAAGGGAAAACGCCAUUCCAAUUGUAACAUUAUCAAAAAAUCAAACACUACAUAUGAAAUUAAUUGCUACAAAAGGAAUAGGGAAAAUGCAUGCGAAAUGGAUUCCUGCUAAUGUAUCUUAUAGAAUUGAUCAUAAAAUAAAAAUUAAACAUCACUUAAUUGAUAAAUUACCUCAAAGUCAUAAAUUAAUGUUAGCUAAUAAUCUAAAUAAAGAUUGCUAUGUUUUAAAAAACAUUGAUGAAGAUAGGGAUGUGCAAUUAAAGUUAAAUGAAAACAUGUCUGUUGUUAUGGCAGAAAAUUGUAUUGAAAUUUUGAAUGAAUUAGGUUAUAAAGAUGUAAUAAAAAUAAUUUAUGAUGACACAAAAUUUCAUUUUCAUAUAGAAUCUGUUGGUUCGUUACCUCCCGAGCAAAUCGUAGAAAUGGCUUUAGAAGUUUUAGAAAAUAAAUUAAAAAAUUUAGAACCACAAAUAAAAUCAUCCUUCUAUUCCAUCGAUGAAGUAGCUAAACAGUUAAAAGAACAGGGAGUUUCUUUAUACGGAAUUCAACUAGAUUUAGAAUAA